GCAUAUUGAGGAAGGGCGUGGCGCCCCCUUGCACAACCACGGUCCUGACGAGCGCUUGCUCCGAGAGAGGGGUGAUUGAAUGGGCGCGGGGAGGGGAGUCGUGGGGAGCUUCCGUUUAUCUGCGAGGUCAGAGAAGGCAGGCUGCGCGUUACGGUGGUGCUGUUGAAAAACACGAUGAAAAUGGCGUGGCAACCGCAGGAAGAAGGACUCAGACAAAUCCUGACGCUGCUCAAGGAAUCGCAAAGCCCGGACACGGCAACCCAGCGAGCCGUACAACAAAAAUUGGAAGAGUUAAACAAAUUUCCAGAUUUCAACAACUAUCUGAUUUUUGUUCUAACAAAACUUACAUCAGAAGAUGAACCUACUAGAUCUCUAAGUGGGCUGAUACUCAAAAAUAAUGUAAAGACUUACUUUCAUAAAUUUCUACCGGAAGUCAUAGUUUUCAUAAAGCAAGAAUGUCUAUCAGCAGUCGGAGAUCCAUCACCGCUAAUUCGUGCGACUGUCGGUAUUUUGAUUACUACUGUCGCAUCAAAAGGUGAAUUAACAACUUGGCCGGAAUUAUUGCCAGCAUUAUGUCAAAUGUUGGAUUCCCAAGAUUACAAUGUUUGUGAAGGAGCAUUUGGUGCUUUGCAGAAGAUUUGCGAAGAUUCGGCAGAGAUAUUAGAUUCGGAUGCUCUGAAUCGCCCUCUGAACAUUUUGAUUCCAAAAUUUCUUCAUUUCUUUAGACAUUCGAGUCCCAAGAUCAGAUCUCAUGCAAUAGCAUGUGUCAAUCAGUUCAUUAUCCAACGUACACAAGCACUUAUGAUACAUAUAGAUAGCUUUUUGGAGAAUCUCUUCCAUUUAGCUUCAGAUGAUGACUCUGAAGUUCGAAAAAAUGUCUGCAGGGCACUGGUGAUGCUGCUUGAAGUACGAAUGGACAGACUAAUACCACACAUGCACAAUAUAAUAGAAUAUAUGUUAAUGAGAACUCAAGAUGUUGACGAGGGAGUAGCAUUGGAAGCUUGCGAGUUUUGGUUAUCACUAGCAGAACAACCAAUUUGCAAAGAAGCGCUUGCGCCACAUUUGACUCGAUUAGUACCUAUUUUAGUAAGAGGUAUGAAAUAUUCAGAAAUUGACAUAAUUCUUCUCAAAGGAGAUGUAGAAGAGGAUGAAAUGAUACCAGAUAGGGAGGAGGAUAUUCGACCGCGAUUUCAUAAAUCGAAGACACACCAUUCACAUCAUGCCAAUGGAAUGGGCAGGCAUGCUGACGAGAAUAAUGGCGGUGUGAAUGGCGGAUGCGACGACGAGGAUUUAGAUGUUGAAGACGGAUGCGAUGAUGAUUCGACUCUGAGCGAUUGGAACUUGAGGAAGUGCUCCGCCGCUGCUCUGGACAUGCUGGCUAAUGUUUUUCGAGAAGACCUUUUACCGGUUUUAGUACCAAUUUUAAAAGAGACUCUCUUUCAUCAGUCUUGGGAAAUUAAGGAAUCUGGUAUCCUUGCAUUAGGAGCUAUUGCCGAAGGUUGCAUGAGUGGCAUGAUUCCGCAUCUGUCGGAGCUCAUCCCGUAUUUGAUCAAUUGUCUAAGUGACAAGAAAGCUCUUGUGCGUGCCAUAACUUGCUGGACGCUAAGUCGUUAUGCGCAUUGGGUUUGCGCACAGCCACACGAAACGCAUUUGAAACCUCUGAUGACUGAAUUGCUCAAAAGAGUGCUCGAUAGUAACAAGCGCGUUCAAGAAGCGGCAUGCUCGGCCUUUGCGACUUUAGAAGAAGAGGCAUGCACUGAAUUGGUUCCUUAUCUUGGAUUUAUUCUUGAGACACUUGUCUUUGCAUUCAGUAAAUAUCAACAUAAAAAUCUUUUAAUAUUAUAUGACGCGAUCGGCACUCUCGCCGAUUCUGUGGGUCAUCAUUUAAAUAGACCAGAUUAUAUCAAUCUUUUAAUGCCACCUCUCAUUAAUAAAUGGAACGUAUUGAAGGACGAAGAUAAAGAUUUGUUUCCGUUACUGGAAUGUCUUUCAUCAGUAGCUACUGCAUUACGUUCGGGUUUUUUACCAUAUUGUGAGCCUGUUUAUAGGCGAUGUGUGUCACUUGUUGAACAGACGCUGAAUCAACAUAUAGCGAGCACACAAAAUCCAGAGCAAUUUGAGGCACCUGACAAAGAUUUUAUGAUAGUUGCAUUAGAUCUCCUUAGUGGAUUGGCUGAGGGACUAGACGGUCAUAUGGAACGUUUAGUGAUGAACAGUAAUGUAAUGCAACUGUUAUAUCAAUGUAUGCAGGAUACUAUGCCUGAAGUCAGACAGAGCAGUUUUGCAUUACUUGGAGAUCUCACAAAAGCUUGCUUCCAACAUGUACUUCCUUGUAUACCGGAAUUUAUGCCUAUACUUGGACAAAACUUGCACCCACAAUUCAUAUCGGUGUGUAAUAACGCGACGUGGGCGAUCGGUGAGAUUUCGAUAAAACUUGGGCCGGACACAAGCGCAUAUAUCCCAUUAAUUUUGACACAACUUAUCGAAAUAAUUAAUCGACCAGACACACCAAAAACAUUAUUGGAAAAUACCGCCAUAACGAUCGGUCGCCUAGGUUAUGUGUGUCCCCACGACGUCGCCCCCAUGUUACAGCAGUUUGUCCGACAGUGGUGCACUUCUUUGAGAAGCAUAAGAGAUAACGAAGAGAAGGAUUCUGCCUUCAGAGGUAUGUGUCAAAUGAUUACUGUCAAUCCGGCCGGUGUUGUCCCGGACUUCAUCUUCUUUUGCGACGCUGUGGCGUCUUGGUCAGCGCCAAAAGAGGACUUGAAAGAGAUGUUUCAGAAGAUACUGUUGACAUUCAAAAAUCAAGUGGGCGAGGAAAAUUGGAAACGAUUUUCUGAUCAGUUUCCGCCACAGCUUAGUGAGCGGCUCCACAACAUGUACGGCGUCUGAACAGCUCCGCCUAAAAGCGAAGGCCGCUUAAUGGAGCAGGCCGAAUGGGGUUGGGCGGGAAACAAUGGGCGGAUGGGACGGGUGGGUGAAACCACGGCCUCUUCUCAUCAACAUCGUUGUCGUUACCGUAUCAUCGUGGUAUGUCAUCGUGCUUUCGGAGAGAGAGUAAUGAUGCAUGCCGGGCCUUUUAAUCUUUGUAGCCAGCAAAGGCUGAUGAAAGAAAGAAAGAAAGAAAGAGUCCAAAUAAAAAGGAGAACGACAAAAGAUAAGCAUUGGCCGCAAAAGUAAAAG
Molecule: messenger RNA, 3183 nt
Organism: Cataglyphis hispanica
Lineage: Eukaryota; Metazoa; Arthropoda; Insecta; Hymenoptera; Formicidae
Gene: Tnpo
Product: transportin-1
Exons: 15
Coding region: 175-2892 (905 amino acids)
Biological process (GO): protein import into nucleus
Cellular component (GO): cytoplasm; nucleus
Molecular function (GO): nuclear import signal receptor activity; small GTPase binding
Source: RefSeq, a predicted model, not a curated record